UGUUAUUAUUUCCAUACCAAGCGAAAAACAUUUGAUAAAUGCUAGUUUAACCUCUCGUCGAUAGUAAGCGCUGCGAUCGACUUUUAACCUCCUCUCUCAUAGUCCGUCGGUAACGUCGAGUGAGGGAGCUCGGAAGGGUUCGAGUUAAGGUUAUGGACUUUUAUUAUUUCGUCAAUUUAAUAGUUACGUUUGUUUCUAAUAAUAAAUAUUUGUCAUGAUCAGUUUCCUAUUAAAAUAGACAAGUGCCAGGAAUCUGUUAUAUCUUUAUUUCGUUCUAAUGUAAUAAUUAAUUUUCCGUGUAAUCGAAUUUAAAAGUAUAGGCAAAGUUGCUAUUUAUAUUUGAAGAAAAAAAUUCGUUCCUUGGAAAACGUUAUUUUCUUUACCCGUUAACCGUAAAAUUAACCAAAAUCAUCCGUUGAAAGUAUCAUUGUACCCUGAUAAAAUAUGAUACCGAUAAGAGGACUACCUUGUCUCUUAUUUAGGCGAUAUCCAAUAACAACGGUAUCUAGUAAUUCUUAUUUUUGUUGUUAUAACAUUACAUUUAAUGUUAACGUUAAACAAUGUCACCGAUAUUCUACGCAAAGGGAUAUAACUAAGAUAGAUCCUAAAGAAGCUAAAAACAAAGUAAGCACGGAUUUUGUGGAAGUAGUUAAGCAAAACACGAUAUCUGCCGGAUACUUAAUAAUUAUAGCAGUGGGCAUUACCCUUUCGAUCUAUAUCAUUUAUUCCAUAGUACACGAAUUGUUUUCUAGUAACAGCCCGUACGGAGUUUAUAAUAGAGCUUUGGAUCGUUGUCAAAAAGACACAAAAGUUCUAGAUGCUCUUGGAGAACCCAUAAAAGUUUAUGGCGAAGGAAGAAGAAGAAGAAAUCAUUUUAGUCAUGGUUUCUACGAAAAAGAUGGCAUGAAAUAUUUGACGUUGAAAUUCUAUAUGGAAGGGAAAAGACGUAGAGGCAUUGUAUACGUGGAAGCAAAAAACGUAUCUGGUAAUUACGAACUUACACAUAUAUAUAUGAAGCUGGAUGAUAUUCUCGGAAGUGUUCUUACAAUAGAACAUAAUGAAAAGUAGAAAUCAACAGUCGCAACGAAUAAACGUGCUUAAUCGUUUGCACAACGAAUAAACGACGUUAAUUAAUUGUUUACAUAUCUUGUAAAUCUGUCAAAGAAAAUGAAUUGUACAUGUAGGAGAUAUUUUUUAUCUGUAGAAUAAUACUUAUAUCGUGUA
Messenger RNA from Vespula vulgaris, 1224 nucleotides. RefSeq names its product mitochondrial import inner membrane translocase subunit Tim21. Gene Ontology annotation, cellular component: TIM23 mitochondrial import inner membrane translocase complex. The coding region runs from base 445 to 1068 and encodes 207 amino acids. The transcript has 4 exons. The record is from RefSeq and is a predicted model, not a curated record. Lineage: Eukaryota; Metazoa; Arthropoda; Insecta; Hymenoptera; Vespidae. Gene Ontology annotation, biological process: protein import into mitochondrial matrix.